Arthroderma uncinatum is the source of this 1719-nucleotide messenger RNA. Its product is annotated as epsin-1. The coding region runs from base 1 to 1719 and encodes 572 amino acids. Gene Ontology annotation, cellular component: clathrin vesicle coat; plasma membrane; endosome. Gene Ontology annotation, molecular function: clathrin binding; phospholipid binding. Gene Ontology annotation, biological process: actin filament organization; endocytosis. The transcript has 4 exons. Lineage: Eukaryota; Fungi; Ascomycota; Eurotiomycetes; Onygenales; Arthrodermataceae. The record is from RefSeq and is a predicted model, not a curated record.
AUGUCGAAGGUUGUGAGGAGCGUGAAGAAUGUCACCAAGGGCUAUUCUAUGGUGCAGGUGAAGGUCCGGAAUGCUACAAGCAACGAUCCUUGGGGCCCAACGGGCACAGAGAUGGCUGAAAUUGCCGCUCUGACGUUUAAUAGCCCGAACGAGUUCUACGAAAUCGUGGAGAUGCUAGACAAGCGAUUAAACGAUAAAGGAAAGAACUGGCGACACGUCCUGAAAUCUCUAAAGGUUGUGGAUUAUUGCCUUCACGAAGGAUCGGAACAGAUGGUCACUUGGGCGACAAAGAACCUGUACAUCAUUAAAACUCUCCGAGAGUUCCAGUAUAUCGAUGAAGAAGGGCGCGAUGUUGGCCAGAAUGUCCGAGUCGCUGCGAAGGAACUCACAUCAUUGCUUCUUGACGAAGAGCGCCUGAGAAGCGAGCGAUCCGAUAGGAAACUAUGGAAAUCGCGGUUCGCUGGCAUGGACGAUGGCAUGCGAGGGAUCGAGGGCGGCGAUAUGGCACAACGCCCACGACGACGCGAGCGCCCUCACCGUCCCACCGAUGAAGAAGACGCCGAAUAUAGGCUCGCGAUUGAGGCCAGCAAACACGAGGCAGAGGAGGAUCGAAAGCGCAGAGAAAAGAACGCAUCAAAGGAGAUUGACGAUGACGAGCUCGCCAAAGCCAUCAGACUUAGUAAAGAGGAGGAAGAACUCCGAAGACGGGAGCUCGAGGAGAGCAAUGCUGCCUCUCUCUUUGACGAUUCGACUCCUCAACCUGCCCAGCCGCAACCCACUGGCUACAAUCAAGGGUACCAGCAGCAAGGCGCUGUCGACUGGUUUGGCAACCCUGUUGACGCCCAACAGCCAAUGACCACGGGCUUUUUGAACAACCAAUAUUCACAACCUACCGGAUUCCAGCCCCAGCAGACAGGCUUUGGAAACGGAUACCCGAACGGCUUCCAGCAACAGCCAACCGGAUUCGACCAGUCGCAAUUUCAACAGCAGCAGCAGAACUUCCUGCAGCCUCAACCUACGAUGCAGCCACAGCAAACUACCUUCACCGGCAACCCGUAUGGAAAUGAUCUUUUCGGCCAACACCAACAGCAACAACCGCAGCAGCAACAGCAGGACAACCUCCUUCAACCUGGCUCCCAUAACCCUUGGGCUAUGAACCAACAGCAAAAGCCAGCUGACGCCCUGAAGCCAGCUCCGACUGGUUCCAACAACCCAUUUGCAUCCUCCUUCACACGCACCCAAGCUCAACAGUCACAGGUGCAAAAUACUGGGCCGCCAUCACUCAACACCCUUGCAGAACAGAAAACUGCAACCCAAUUUAAUAAUCCUAUCAUGAACUACCAGGCGCCGCAACAACAGCAGCAGCAACAACAGCAGCAGCCCAUGAACACACAGCAACCCAUGAACAACCAACAACAAGCUCCCCAAAAUCCACAACACGCCCGCCUGAACGCCCUCCUUGCCGCCGGCGACGGCCAAGAUACGUUUGGUAACGUGGGUGAUCUACGUAUCCCCGCUCAGCAUACCACGCCCGGUGUCUUUGUUAACUCUGCUGGAUCUGGGCUCAACCAACUCCAAGCCUCCAGGACGGGCAACAACCCGUUCCUAACGCAGAAUUUCACCGGCGCUCCUCAACAACAGAACAAUGCUGCCUAUGGCUCACAACAAGGAUUUGGACGUCCGAAUCAACAAGGCAGCAGCAACCUUAUUGAUCUGUGA